Malus domestica (apple) is the source of this 1655-nucleotide messenger RNA. Its product is annotated as protein CUP-SHAPED COTYLEDON 1. Lineage: Eukaryota; Viridiplantae; Streptophyta; Magnoliopsida; Rosales; Rosaceae. Gene Ontology annotation, biological process: regulation of DNA-templated transcription. Gene Ontology annotation, molecular function: DNA binding. The record is from RefSeq and is a predicted model, not a curated record.
AGUGUUAGCUGUAAUUAUCAACAUAUAAAAAGACUAAUGUGGCUAAUGACUAUGGCUUCUUCUUCUUGAAGAUUGAGUUUAUACAACACAAAGUACACACCAUUAAUACCUGAUCGCCUUGAGCUUUACUUUUAAGCUAGCCAGCAUCAGAUAUCCGUACCAGGGUUUCUGCUGGCAUCAAAAUCGAAUCCACUUGGUUUGUUUAUCGAAUCAAGAAUGCAAGAGAGUCUUCCUCCAGGUUUCAGAUUCCAUCCUACAGAUGAAGAACUGAUAACGCACUAUUUGUGCCAUAAGGUUUCUGAUGUUAGUUUCACGUCGAAGGCUGUAGCAGACGUUGAUCUCAAUAAGUGUGAACCUUGGGACCUCCCAGGCAAGGCUUCGAUGGGAGAGAAAGAAUGGUACUUCUUCAACCUGAGAGACCGAAAAUAUCCAACUGGACUUCGAACCAACCGAGCCACGGAAGCCGGGUACUGGAAAACAACUGGGAAAGACAAGGAAAUACAUCGUACAGGUGUACUGGUUGGGAUGAAGAAAACCCUAGUUUUCUACAAGGGCAGAGCUCCUAGGGGUGAGAAAAGCAAUUGGGUCAUGCAUGAAUACAGACUAGAAAACAAGCAUCCUUUCAAAUCCUCAAAGGAAGAAUGGGUGGUUUGUAGAGUUUUCCAAAAGAGCAUUAGUGCAUUGAAAAAGCCACAGCAAGCAACCACAUCCUCCCAUCAGCAGCCGUCGAUAGAAUCUCCAUGCGACGAUACGAACUCAAUCGUUAACGAAUUCGGAGACAUCGAGCUGCCAAACCUAAACAGCAAUAUUAACGCAAAUUCAUCCAGCGGGUUCAGCAACAACAUUUCCUCACCCCCAAGCUAUUACAGCAAUAUUAUUGAUCAUAGCAAGAACAACAUUAACGACGUUACCAACAUGAGUUUGAACAUGAAUUGGGCAGCAACAGCGGCGAGAGAGGCAGCCGUGAACGCCGUUUCAUGGCCGUCAAGCUUGCUAAGUCCCUCAAAUCUUUCGGUGAAUUCGUUGCUUCUUAGGGCAUUACAUCUUAGGAGUAGUACUAAUAAUAACGGUAGUAAUUAUCAACCAAGAGAUACUAAUCAUGGUCAAGCUACAGCAGGCACUAGUACUCUAGAUUACUCAUCAUAUAAUACUAUGCAGCAGCAAGGAAUGAUGCCGUCAAUCUCUCAUCACAUUGGAUCCAGUACUACUAUGGAUCAUAUAAAUUCAAAUUUUCAAGCUUCUUCGUCGAGUAUUAAAGAUCAGAUGAUGGAAUCGAUGCCGCCACAACAACAUUCGGAGCAACCAUUCAAUUUGGACUCCAUUUGGUGAAGCUGUGAACUGUACAGCCUGAUCAAAUGAAUAAGCUAAUAACAUCUUGUAAAGUUCGGCAUCGUUACGGUACUAAGCCUGAGCUGGUUAUGAAACAAAUGCAGUAUACCACAGGGAGAGUAGACUCACAUGCACGUACGUAAAGUUCGAUAAUGUUCCAUAUAUUUAUAACUAUGAUAGAUUAUUAUGUCGAAAAAUAAUAGGGUUCUUGCCCUAGUUUAUGGGUCUGUUUAAUUAUGUUGAAGAGUUAUAGUAUUAUGCUGGUAGGGAAAACUCCCUAUGUUAAAUCUGUACCCUCUUAUAUUAUGAAAACAUGUUUCUCAUGA